Acanthamoeba castellanii str. Neff is the source of this 2685-nucleotide messenger RNA. Its product is annotated as chloride transporter, chloride channel (ClC) subfamily protein. Gene Ontology annotation, biological process: chloride transport; transmembrane transport. Lineage: Eukaryota; Discosea; Longamoebia; Acanthamoebidae. Gene Ontology annotation, molecular function: voltage-gated chloride channel activity. Gene Ontology annotation, cellular component: intracellular membrane-bounded organelle; membrane. The record is from RefSeq and is a predicted model, not a curated record. The transcript is spliced from 27 exons. Bases 1 to 2685 code for a protein of 894 amino acids.
AUGGACAAUCCGGUGGAGGACCCAGCGAGACAGCCGCUGCUUCUCAAUCAAGAGGAGAGCAUCGACUUUGGCGAUGAGCCGCCGGCGGUGAAGGCCCACCGUCACUUUCACCCCGCCACACAGCAAUUCGAAUCACUGGACUAUGAUCCAUACGACUCGAGCGAGACCAUGAAGCACGCCUCGGGCAAGUCCAGCAUGGACAAGCUGAUGGCUGUGCUCUGCCUUUUUGCCGUGGGCGUGGUGACCGCCCUCUGUGCCAUAUUUAUGAUGUUUGCCAUCAAGAGGUGCGUCGACCUGACUGAUUUGGACUUGAUCCCGCGUAUGGGAGGAGGUGGCACGCCAGAGGUUGUCGCCUACCUCAACUGCAUCAACAUGCCCAAGGUGGUCCGACUCAAGACGCUGAUCGGCAAAAUCGUGGGCACCAUUUUGAGCGUCUCUGCCAACAUGGCCAUGGGUCCCGAAGCGCCCAUCAUUCAGGUCGGUGCCAUCAUUGGUGCUGGCCUUCCGCAGGGAAAAGCGUCCUCGUUCAAGCUGGACACCGGCCUCUUUCGAUCCUUCCGAAAUGAUCACGACAAGCUCGAGUUCAUCGCGUGCGGUAUCGCUGCCGGUUUCUCAGCAGCUUUCGGAGCCCCGAUUGCUGGCGUCCUCAUUGUGUUGGAAGAGGGUGCUUCGUUCUGGGACCAAAAUCUCAUCCUGAGGACCUUCGUGUGCGCCCUGGCGGCCAAGUUCACAUUCGCCCUGUUCAUUGCCGGCAUGUUCACCGGCAACCUCGACGCCUGGGGUCUCUUUAAUCUUCCCGGCUUCCUGUUCUUCGGCACCAUGAAGACCACCCUUCAGCGCAUAUCGAUUGCCAACGUCCUCCUGUACAUUCUGGUCGGCGUUCUCUGCGGGUUGGUGGGAGCGGCGUUUAACUACUCGGCAAUGAAGAUCAACGAGUUCCGAACACACUACGUCAACAACCGGAAGUGGCUUCGCGUCGUUGAGGGCCUUUUCAUGAUCUCUCUCACGUCGAUCGUCUUCUUCUUGACCCCUCACUACAUCAAGACCUGCCGUGUGAUCCAACCGGGCGCGGAAGAGAUCAUCAACGCCGAGUUCAGACGAUGGAACUGUCCUGAGGGUCACUACAGCGUGAUGGCUACCCUCUUCCUCAACGGUCUUGAUGACGGCGUCAAACAUCUGUGGUUCAACUACGACCACUUCCCUCUGUGGCAUCUCCUGCUGUUCUGCGUCCUCUGGGGCAUUUUGAUGAACCUCUCCCUGGGCAUCGCCCUCCCCGGCGGCCUGCUCAUCCCGACGCUCCUCGUCGGCGGCGCGCUCGGUCGGUUCGUGGGCCAGAUCGCCGAGCUCCUUCCUUGGGACUUUGACGCCCACCUGUACUCACGCGUGGGCAAAAUGUGCGUGAAGGUGUCACUGGUGGGCUCAGCCGCUUUCCUGUCGGGCACGACACGGCUCACGGUCACGGUCGUCGCCAUCAUCAUCGAGUCGACCAACGAGUUUGUGCACAUUCUGCCGCUUAUCUUUGCCUGCCUCAUCGCCAAGUGGGUCGGCGAUCUGCUGACGGUGUCGCUGAUCGAGGUGAUGAUUGAGGUGAGGGGUGCGCCAUUCCUGGAGUGGUCGCCUCCACACGAAUACGACAAACUGCGGACGUGCGACAUCAUGCAGACCGAGGUCAAGUGCCUCUCCAAGAAGGAAACCAUCCAGAACAUCGAACAGUUGCUGGAGUCGUCGAUCCACAACGCAUUCCCUGUGGUGCGCGUCCGCAACGAGCUGGACAAUCCGCCUCACUCCUUUGGUACGCUGUGCGGCAUCAUCUCGCGCAGGGCCCUCGUCUCGCUGGUCAACAAGACAACCAAACCCACCGCAGCCGAGCUGAAAGUGGGAUCGGCCGACGCGCAACUGCCGCGAGUCGAGUGGAAGGUUGACCUCACGCCACACAUCAAUCGCUGGCCGUACACGUUGGGACCGACCGCGACACUGACCCGAGCCUUCCAGCUCUUCCGUCUCAUGGGCCUGCGCCACUUGAUCAUCACCGACAAGAACAACCGGGUUGUGGGGAUCAUCACACGAAAGGACCUCGUGCAUUGGGAAGUCGAGGACCAUGACACCGAGGACGAGCACGGAGGGUCUGCCGCCGCCGGCGACGCCCAACUUGGCCUCAACGGAGACUACGCGGGCAGCCGGGAAUCUUCCGCGACCCUUCUUUGCUUCACCAUCACCAUCACCAUCACCAUCACCAUCACCAUCACCAUCACCAUCACCAUCACCAUCACCAUCACCAUCACCAUCACCAUCACCAUCACCAUCACCAUCACCAUCACCAUCACCAUCACCAUCACCAUCACCAUCACCAUCACCAUCACCAUCACCAUCACCAUCACCAUCACCACCACCAUAAAGGCACGGACGGCACCCAGCCCGCUGACGCCCUCUUCGCCCAACUCGGCAGCGGCCGCCGUGCCGCCGUCCCUGCCCACCUCCUACGCUCCGGUCCACUUCCUCGGCUCGCGCAUCAACGAGCACUACUUCUCCGACGAAGACGAGGGUGAGAACGCAGAAGACAGCGACGACGAUGAGGAGGAGGAGUCGAGCGACGAUGAAGAGAUCGACCGAACCAUCCAAAAGCAGUACCUCAGAAACCGACCAGGCGCCGCCCACGACGACGACGAUGAUGAUGCGCGUGUGUAA